CUGAGAAAUAAACUUGGGGUGAAAGUCAGCUGUCGGAGGCUCUGUGCCUCGGAGUGUGUGAGAGCAGGGAGGUUGGACACUGUGCGUCUCUGAGGCUCUUUUUCAAUGAGCCACUUUGGAGCUUUUAUUUUCUUCAUCGUUCGAUCGAAUCGUGUUUAACCCUCACCGGUCAAAAACGUUACAUUUGGCUCUGAGGGAUUUUAGUUGUUUUUUUUCCCGUCGUCUCCACUUGUGUCCGUGGCGCGGGUAUAUACCGGGAGCCCUCCUCCAUUCCCCGGGAGCGGUGGCGACGAGCGGGUCGCUUCUGGACGUGCGAGUCGUCUCCCUUUUCCCAAGAUGUCCCGUUUCAAAGCGGAUCUAUUUGGCUGCUGCGGGCUGCACGACGGCCGCUCCUCGGCGUUGGCAUGAAGCACUGGAGACGAAGCCAGAUCGACACACAGGACCAGGGCCAUGACUGACAGCCAGGCGAGCUGAGGAGACUUGUCACUCAUCUACCUAUCAGCGUGUCAGGGGGGCUAUCUCAUUCUCACCUCCCCCUCUUCCUCCACCUUGUCCUCCUCCCUCCCUCAGCCCUCUCCUCUUAUCUUCUCAAUGGGCUGGUAACCCUCAUCGUCUUCGUCGUUGAACCCCCACUCCAGAAACCAAGAGGGCGAGACGUAGUAAAAACGAACUUCUGAAGACACUUCUGCACCGACCAUUCCCUCCACCUGAAGGGAGUCUGACAUGUCUCCUCACUCCAGCUGAGCGAGCCGUAGAAAGUGGGAGUAGAAGAGGGGUCCUUUUGUCCACACGACUUCAGAAGGAGAUACAGCUGCUAGAGGAGGAGCUGAGAGAGGACCAGUCAUGCGUUUCCAUUUAGCGUUGACCCUGCAGGCGCUGUGGACUGGUGUUUGCCAGGCGGCCAUGCAGCACUACCCGGCAGCAUGGGGCCACUACGACGUAUGUAAGUCCCAGGUGUACACAGACGAAGGCCUGACCUGGGACUACAUGGCCUGCCAGCCCGAGGCGGCAGACAUGACCCAGUUCCUGAAGGUUACUCUGGAUCCCCCCAACAUCACCUGCGGAGACCCUCCAGAGACAUACUGCGCCCUGGAGAACCCUUACAUGUGUAAUAAUGAAUGUGAUGCCACCACUGAGGAGCUCGCUCACCCUCCAGAGCUCAUGUUCGACACUGAGGGCCGUAACCCCACCACCUUUUGGCAGUCCACAUCCUGGAAGAAGUAUCCAAAGGCCCUCCUGGUAAAUAUCACGCUAUCUUGGAACAAGACUAUCGAGCUUACCGACGACAUCGUCCUCACCUUUGAAUCAGGCCGGCCUGAACAGAUGGUCCUGGAAAAGUCGCUGGAUUAUGGACGAACCUGGCAGCCCUACCAGUUCUAUGCCACUGACUGCCUGGAUGCCUUCACCAUGGAGCCCAAGACGGUGCAGGACCUGACCCAGCACACCCUGCUGGACAUCAUCUGCACUGAGGACUACUCGCGAGGUUAUGUGUGGAAGUAUGACAAAACUGUGCGCUUUGAGAUAAAGGACCGCUUUGCGCUGUUCGCCGGACCCCGGCUCCACAACAUGGCCUCGCUUUAUGGCCAACUGGACACGACCAAGAACCUGAGGGACUUCUUUACCAUCACAGACCUGAGAGUUCGCCUCCUCCGGCCUGCGACGGGAGCUACGAUGGUGGACGAGAACAACCUUUCCAGAUACUUCUACGCCAUUUCUGACAUCAAAGUGCAGGGCAGGUGCAAGUGCAACCUUCAUGCCAACAGCUGCGUGUUUGACAAAGAGAAGUUGAGCUGCGAGUGUGAACACAACACCACUGGGCCCGACUGUGGCCGCUGCAAGAGGAAUUACCAGGGGCGAGCAUGGAGUGCUGGCUCCUACCUGCCCAUCCCAAAGGGCACAGCUAAUAUCUGUAUCCCUAAUAACAUUGGUCCAGUUAUUCGGCCGAAUGUGUCAUCCCUAGGUGUCGCUAACCGAAAAGAAGUAGCUCCUCAAGUUGCAUUGUCCACUGCCCCUUCUGUCCACGUUGCAAACAGCAAGCGAGACUGCGAAUGCUUCGGCCACUCCAACCGAUGCAGCUACAUCGAGCUGCUAAACACCGUCAUUUGCGUGAGCUGUAAGCACAACACUAGGGGCCAGCACUGCCAGCUAUGCAAGCUGGGCUACUACCGCAAUGCCUCGGCAGAACUGGACGAUGAAAAUGUGUGCAUAGAGUGUAAUUGUAAUCCCUUUGGCUCAGUCAGUGAUCGCUGUAAUGACACAGGAUUUUGUAUAUGUAAGGAGGGCACUACAGGGCCCAAGUGUCAGGAGUGUCUACCCGGCUAUUUGUGGGACGAUGGCUGCAAAUCCCGGGUGUGUGACAACGAGCUCCUGCGCUGCCAAAACGGCGGGGUGUGCGUCAACAAUGUCCGCUGCAACUGUCCCCCGGCCUACUCAGGCCUGCUGUGCGAGAAGUCCCGCUGUGAAUCGCUGGGGGGCUGCAGGGGCCCCGAAUCAGGCCAGCCCCCCCUGGCGUCUCCGUCGUCCCUCAGGCUGCUGCUGCUGCUGCUGCUGCUGCUGGGCUCUGCGCUGCUGAGAGAGGCCUCCUGCUGGCCCGCCAUGCUCCAAAGAGACCCAUGACCUGGUGGGAGUGAUUCAGCCCCCAACCCAACCUCCACCCUAACCCGUCCACCACCCCCCACCACGCCCUUAAAAUACUGUAAUCAACAACCAUCAAACGAGAAAACAACCAUGAGCUUUCUGGACUGUACUGUACUGAGCUUCUCUGCCGCCAGACUCAGUAGACACUGACGAAAAGGGAAUGUGCCGGACGAAUGAGUGGAAAAACUUUUUUUUCAUUUAAUUUCAAAGAUGAUAUAGAAAUGAACUAACAUAUACUUUUAAAAAUGACAGAUAUUAUAAAAAAUAAAAUAUAGAGAGACUGAGCGUUUGCCUAAAAGAGUAAAAUGAGCAAAGAACAGUAAGCCCCACCCCCCCACAUCCCCCCCUCCUCUAAGCCAUACCAGGUACUUGAGCUCCUUCCAGUUAAAGGAGGGGAAGGUGACAGACUUGUUCACUUCCUCUCAUAUUGCCACGGCAACAACGGCUGCGACCAAUCAGCUUUCCGCAGGAGCCCGCGGUGGCCGCCGAUCCCCCGCCCCCCAGGGAUGCUGCUGCUGAGUUAAUGUUGGCUCGACUGAUGCCGAAGAAUUCUCAGAGAAAGUGUCCCCACUGACCGGCAGAGACCCCUGGCCUCCGACACGCGACCGCGACACUUCGGCACGCCGACAAACUGAGAGAGCAGAAAACACGGGACGCAUUCUUUGCUGUCAGUGCAUUGUGGAUAGAAGGAAAUCUGUCCUGACUGCCCCCUCCCCUUCCCGUCCCUCUCUAGCUUCCUGUCUCUCCUUCGAGCUCUGUCUCGUCCUCCCUCCUGUUCAUCCUCCUUUUUCCCCCCGAGCCGAGCCCGCUCGCCAUGCUGCCACUGACCUGUGCUUUCGUGAACGUUACUCUGUAAAACCCUCGUUGGUUGAAAGAUUCUUUUGUCCGAUGUUAGUGAUGCACAUGUGUAAGAAGCGCCCCCCCCCCCCCCCCCCCCCCCCCCCCCCUUUCCCUCUCCAAAAAGAUACUCCAGUACAGGUGUCUGAUUCUUAUCGGCCUUAGAGCCGCCACGCUCCCUGCGAUCAUGGUCCUGGGAUAGUUUUCACCUGAGCAGACGAGAAGUGCAUAGAAAACCAUCAGUGUAUUUGCAAGUUUUUUUUCUCCACAGAGCAAACAAACAAAAAAAGAUUCAUGUAGUCCUUUUGUAUCUUUGCCGAACUGUGACUGAAAAAAAGGCAACCUUUAAUGUAUCUAUUUAAGAAGUCCACAUGCAGAAGCAGAUGUCUAUGGUUUCCCUUUUUUUUCCCACUUUCUCUGCAUUUCUUUCAUUCACUUAUUUUAUUUCUUAUUAUUUCUUUUUCGUUGUGCAGUUGAUUUCCCUUUGUAUUGGCAAAGUGCUGGCAUCAAAGAAUAUCAGUUUACAUAUAAAGUAUUAUUAAAGUGUAAUAAAAUCCCACCAAAGGACAUUAUAAAUGUUUUUGUUCUUGCUUUAACACGAGAAUUUAAGUGAAUAAAGGUUUAAAAGCUAAA
Messenger RNA from Scophthalmus maximus (turbot), 4107 nucleotides. RefSeq names its product netrin g1a (gene ntng1a). The transcript is spliced from 10 exons. Lineage: Eukaryota; Metazoa; Chordata; Actinopteri; Pleuronectiformes; Scophthalmidae. The record is from RefSeq and is a predicted model, not a curated record. Gene Ontology annotation, molecular function: cell-cell adhesion mediator activity. Bases 844 to 2616 code for a protein of 590 amino acids.